Messenger RNA from Seminavis robusta, 2310 nucleotides. The record is from the annotation of a GenBank genome assembly. Lineage: Eukaryota; Bacillariophyta; Bacillariophyceae; Naviculales; Naviculaceae.
AUAUUUCAGAUGAAAAGAUUUAGCCCAACGUAUGGAUUGUGCGUAGGCUGGCUGACGAUAAAAAUCCUCUGUCUCGUUUCAAGGCCGCAUCGGCUUCAGCUCCUGCAUGCAGUGCCUUUUCGUGUCAUCCACUCCUCCUGCUUGAUCCCUUGCGUGGAAACAACAGGCAAAAGCUUUUGUCUCUGUGGCGACCUGUGUAGUAGCAGCGGGUAGAGUCAUCAUCCCUUGGAACAUAGAGUAGUAGUUGUUGUUGGGUGUUAGUAGAGUCGUCGUUGAGACACAUACCUACCACACCAAACACAACAACACUCUCUGCCUCUAACACGCCAUACAGAUAGUCGGUCGUCGUAGAGACGGAGUCCAGCGCUGGCGGCAGCGCAAGCAAGGCCAUUGAAGGUUUCGGACAAAGCAACAACCGGACAAGACGUGGGAAAGCACGAGUUGUUUUCAUCGGCACAUACGUUUCGUGGAUCAUAUCAUUCCGCCGAAGCAGUGAUCCAGCCCAGUAGACUUCUUGGUGUGGUCUUGUUGCCUUCUACUCCCUCUUCUGGGAACAACAGCAACAGAUCAGAUCAGCUCUGUUCAUAAGCAGGCGUUGGUUGGUGUGCAGACAGUCGGCGUUCCGAGCUGAAAGCUUCGAUUCCACAAUACAUCCGAUCUUCAUACCGUAUAGAAUAGACCACCACCAUGGGUUGUGGAGCAUCUCAACCAGAGGCACCAGCAGGAGCCGCUGCAUCAGAGUCUGCCGUACAAAGGAGACCGGUGCCAGAUGACCCAGCGGAAAUGGCCAAGUCGUCCGGAAUUGAUCGGGAGUUAGAUCGAGCGCGGCAACAGGAGGAACUAAAGGUCAAGCUACUGCUGUUAGGGGCGGGUGAAUCAGGAAAGUCAACCAUUUUCAAACAGAUGAGAAUUCUCUAUGGAUCACAGAGAUCCGACGACGACCUCAGGAUGUAUGGGGUGGUGAUAAGAUCGAAUGUCAUUACUGCAAUGAGAAAACUGUGUGGACUCUUGAGAGCCCUGGAGAUGGAAGGACAGCUAGGAGAAGAUCCCGCACCAGAAGAUGGUGGAAUGACCCCAAAGGGCGCAUAUGAUCUGAUAGUAGCACAUCUAAUUGACAACACCGGGAACCCGGACGACCUGGAAACACCGAAUGGGGACAGCAAGGACUGGGUCGGCAAUGUGGCUAGAGCCGGUCUGGGUGCCAACAACGAUGCUAAGCAAUUUCUUCAAUUAUGGAAACCAAUCAAAAUCUUAUGGGAUUCCAAAACAAUGAAAGAAGUCUGGUCAAAACGCGCCCAAGUCAAUGUUAUUGACGGUCACAAAGAAUUCUUGCAGGACCUUACGCGGCUAGCGUCACCAAAUUUCAAACCAACGACCCAGGACGUCCUUCUGGCUCGUGUCAAGACAACCCAAGUAGUGAUGGAACGGUACCGAAUCGACGGUAUCGAGUUCGAAAUGUAUGAUGUAGGAGGACAAAGAUCCGAAAGACGUAAAUGGAUCGACUGUUUUGAGAAUGUGGAUGCUGUCAUUUUUGUUGCCGCACUGUCGGAGUAUGAUCAAGCACUCGCAGAAGCAAAGAGAACAAAUCGAAUGGUGGAAGCACUGGAUCUGUUUCGAUCAGUUUGUAACAACCGAGCCUUUGCCAACACUUCCAUCAUGCUUUUCUUAAACAAGAAGGAUAUCUUCGCAGAGAAGCUCCUGUACAGUGACAUAGCGACCCAAAAGCCAUUCAGCGACUACCCCGGACCUCCGAAGGACUUCAACAACGGUGUUCUAUAUUUCAUACAAAAGUUCAAAGAUUGUCUGAUCGACGACGACUUCAACGACUCGUUUAUUCAUGUGACAUGUGCAACAGACACCAACAAUAUGGAAUUUGUGUUGGAUUCAACGAGAACCAUCAUCAUGACAGAUAAUCUUCGACGGUCAGGAUUCCUGGGCUCAGGCUAAGGACCCGACCUCGAAUGGAGUCUCGGUUGAGGGAUUGCGCUUCAGCCUUUGAAGUCACCUUAUCGGCUCGUUAACGCACGCGAUCAAGCAUCCGCCGCUUUCAAGAUCUGGGGUGUGGUAUGGCCAACCGUUUAGUAACCUUGACGAUAGGAUAAGAUGCAGUAGCACAUCCCUUGAUCUUUUCGACUGCUUGGAGGAAUCUUAAAAGAGUGACAAGAGUUGCUUUCGAUGCCCUGUACCAAUAUUCUAUGUUUGCUCGGACUCUUCUUGGAUAGCCCUGUGUAAAGUGCCUAAUAAAACCUGCCAGUAACUCUAGGAUAGAAAUCAAUACAUCUUUUCAGCCAUAUCGCUCAAUUACACUAG